Molecule: messenger RNA, 1848 nt
Organism: Gopherus flavomarginatus (Mexican gopher tortoise)
Lineage: Eukaryota; Metazoa; Chordata; Testudines; Testudinidae
Exons: 2
Coding region: 143-1681 (512 amino acids)
Source: RefSeq, a predicted model, not a curated record
ACUAACACCAGAAGAAAUCAACAUACCCCUAGAGCCCCGACCAGGGUUAUUCUAUCUACUACCCAAGAUCCACAAACCCGGAAAUCCUGGACGCCCCAUCAUCUCGGGCAUUGGCACUCUCACUGAAGGACUGUCUGGAUAUAUGGACUCUCUACUCAGACCCUACGCCACCAGCACUCCCAGCUAUCUCCGCGACACCACUGAUUUCCUGAGGAAACUACAAUGCAUUGGUGACCUCCCAGAAAACACCAUCCUAGCCACCAUGGAUGUAGAGGCUCUCUACACAAGCAUCCCACACACAGAUGGAAUACAAGCUGUCAGGAACACUAUCCCUGAUGAUGCCACAGCACAACUGGCUGCUGAGCUCUGUGCCUUUAUACUUACACACAACUAUUUCAAAUUUGAUGACAAUAUAUAUCUCCAGAUCAGUGGCACUGCUAUGGGCACCCGCAUGGCCCCACAAUAUGCCAAUAUCUUCAUGGCCGACCUGGAACAACGCUUCCUCAGCUCUCGUCCACUCACACCCCUUCUCUAUCUACGCUACAUUGAUGACAUCUUCAUCAUCUGGACCCAUGGGAAGGAGACUCUGGAAAAAUUCCACCAUGAUUUCAACAGCUUCCACCCCACCAUCAACCUCAGCCUGGACCAAUCUACACGGGAGGUCCACUUUCUUGACACCACGGUGCAAAUAAGUGAUGGUCACAUUAACACCACCCUAUAUCGAAAACCCACCGACAGCUAUGCCUACCUUCAUGCCUCCAGCUUCCAUCCCGGGCACAUCACACGAUCCAUUGUCUACAGCCAAGCACUGAGGUACAACCGCAUCUGCUCUGACCCCUCAGACAGAGACCAACACCUACAAAAUCUCCACCAAGCAUUCUCAAAACUACAAUACCCGCACGAGGAAAUAAGGAAACAGAUCAACAGAGCCAGACGUAUACCCAGAAGCCUCCUACUGCAAGACAAACCCAAGAGAGAAACCAACAGGACUCCACUGGCCAUCACAUACAGCCCCCAGCUAAAACCCCUCCAACGCAUCAUCAAGGAUCUACAACCCAUCCUGGACAAUGAUCCCACACUUUCACAGGCCUUGGGUGGCAGGCCAAUCCUUGCCCACAGACAACCUGCCAACCUGAAACAUAUUCUCACCAGUAACUGCACACCACACCAUAAUAACUCUAGCUCAGGAACCAAUCCAUGCAACAAACCUCGAUGUCAACUCUGCCCACAUAUCUACACCAGCGACACCAUCACAGGACCUAACCAGAUCAGCCACACCAUCACUGGUUCAUUCACCUGCACAUCCACCAAUGUAAUAUACGCCAUCAUAUGCCAGCAAUGCCCCUCUGCUAUGUACAUCGGCCAAACUGGACAGUCUCUACGGAAAAGGAUAAAUGGACACAAAUCAGACAUUAGGAAUGGCAAUAUACAAAAACCUGUAGGAGAGCACUUCAACCUCCCUGGCCACACUAUAGCAGACCUUAAGGUGGCCAUCCUGCAGCAAAAAAACUUCAGGACCAGACUUCAAAGAGAAACUGCUGAGCUUCAGUUCAUCUGCAAAUUUGACACCAUCAGCUCAGGAUUGAACAAAGACUGUGAAUGGCUUGCCAAUUACAGAACCAGUUUCUCCUCUCUUGGUUUUCACACCUCAACUGCUAGAACAGGGCCUCAUCCUCCCUGAUUGAACUGACCUCGUUAUCUCUAGCUUGCUUGCUAGCACACAUAUAUAUACCUGCCCCUGGAUAUUUCCAUUACAUGCAUCUGAGGAAGUGGGUAUUCACCCACGAAAGCUCAUGCUCCAAAACGUCUGUUAGUCUAUAAGGUGCCACAGGAUUAUUUGCUGCUUUU